CACGCAAGCUACCUGAUAACCGUGGAGCCGUUGGCUACCAUUAGAGGGUAAGAGACUCUAGUAGGCUCUAGUUGUUCCCCACCUUCCAUCCGACGACUCCCUCAAGGGUUCCCACCUGCCUCCGUCUUUAACUCCGUAACCUUACCUUACUCACGGUGGUGAGCUCGAAUCCCAUCGCUCCAUGCUCCGUAUUGCCGUUUAUUUGGUCCAACACCAACACAUUAUCUUCCGGACUUUAUCAGUGUCGGUCUUCCCUCCUGAUUUCCACUUCUGUUAUCGCACUCUUAAAUAUCCGGAUCUCUCUCCGGGAGGUGCGGACCCCUACGACCGUGUCAUUCAGCCCGUCCAGCAUUUCUUAUCCCCGCCGUCUGAUCAAUCGGUUUGCGACACCAACCCUCCGAUAUCAACAAACACAGCCUUCCAGAUAGUCCCCCAUGCCGGACUCAAAUGAGAAGGGAGCUGGCAUCACCGGCAACAAACGUCCGCGAAGCGACGACGCCGAUGGGGACGAAACAGCGCCUCAGCAGGAAAUACCCGAUAAUGCGAGCGUUCCCAAGCCAAAACGGCUGGCAUGUAUGAUAUGUCGGAAGCGCAAGCUCAAGUGCGAUGGAGUCAGGCCUAGCUGCAGUACCUGCUCCCGUCUUGGUCACACUUGCGCCUACGACGAACAGCGGAGGAAGAGUGGUCCUAAGCGUGGUUACGUCAAGGCUCUGGAGGAGCGACUGAAACAAGUCGAAACGUUGCUGAAAACCCAGGAACCUCCGCAGAAUAUUCCAAAGAACAUCAAUGUUGCAAUGUCCGGACCACCUCAGACAGCAUCCCCUGCGAAUCUUAAUAUCUCAAAUGCGCCUAUAAACCUUACUGGGGAUCAUAGUAUGGACCAACACUGGAACUUCACCGAUAAAUCGCCACAGCAAGGAGCCAUGGACGACUUCAAUUUCAAUGCCAGUCUAGAUAUGGGCAUGAACAAUGUUGGUGGUACUUUCACAUGGGAAAUGAUUGGUUUGGGUCUCGAGGAGCCUCUGCCUCCCCAAGAAACCAUUGACGAGCUUCACCAGAUUUAUUUCGAGAAGGUUCAUCCGUCUAUUCCCAUGAUUCACAAAUACCGUUACCUUGCCGCCAUGAAUCUCGCUCCGAACCAAAGGCCACCGGUUUGUCUGCGGUAUGCCAUGUGGACUCUCGCAUGUACCAUAACAGAUAAAUAUGCAGAUCUGAAAGAUCUCUUCUACCGUAGAGCGCGGAAGUAUGUUGAAGCGGAUUACGUCAAGGGUUAUGGAGAACACAUGAUCUCUAUUGCUCACUGCCAGACACAUACUCUGCUGGCCUCUUAUGAAAUGAAGAUGAUGUAUUUUCCCCGGGCCUGGAUCAACACUGGCUCUGCCAUCCGCCUGGCUCAAAUGACUGGUCUCCAUAGACUGGACGGAACGGGCCUCGACGUCAAGCAAUGCCUUGCACCACCGAAGGAUUGGACAGAACGAGAGGAACGACGUCGAACAUUCUGGAUGGCUUUCUGUCAAGACCGGUAUGCUAGUAUUGGCACGGGCUGGCCCAUGACCAUUGACGAACGCGACAUCAUGACCAAUCUCCCUGCUUCAGAAGAUGCCUUCAUCAUGAGCAAACCUGAGCAGACACAGUCGCUAUCAGAAUGCACUAGCCCCAUGGGUGCAGGUAAGCUGUCGCCGUUUGGAGGUAUCGUGCUCAUGGCCUGCCUGUUUGGCAGAAAUUUGGUACAUCUGCACCGUCCUGAUGCCGAUGACCUUGACAACGACCUGAAUGGUCCGUUCUGGAAACGACACCGCCAGAUGGACAAUAUUCUCCUCAACACAUCCCUUUGUCUUCCUCCCCAACUCAAGCUUCCCACUGGUUUGUCGAAUCCUAACAUUGUCUUCACAAAUAUGAGCAUCCAUACCUCGACCAUCUGUCUGCAUCAAGCCGCUAUCUUCAAAGCGGAGAAGAACAACUUGCCCGCGUCGGUCAGUGCCGAAAGCAAAGUUAGAUGCAUCACAGCUGCCAACGAGAUUGCCAGCAUCAUGCGCAUGAUUUCCCAUAUGGAUCUCUCAACAGUAAACCCGUUCAUCUCCUUCUGCCUAUACGUAUCGGCGCGAGUAUUUGUACAGUACCUUAAGAGUCGACCGGACGACAGCCAAACGGCAGACUCACUUCGCUUCUUGCUCUCUGCAAUGAACGCGUUGAAACGCAGGAAUCCAUUGACUGAGUCGUUCCUCGUUCAGCUCGAUGUCGACCUCGAAGCACUUGCACUGAGAAUCCCCAAGCUGAAGACAGCCUUCCCACGCAACAACGAUGGUCCUACCAAUCCAGGAGCACCCAGAGGUGCUAGGUGUGAUAACCCGGAAGGAAUGCAGGGCAUAGCAGCAUAUCGUAAUGAAUGCAACUAUAUGCAACCCUCGACAGGUGACGGAAACCAACCGGAUCUUGUUGAGCCUAAUCAUAGCGUACCAGAUAUCACGACUGCUGAAGAGAGCUUCGCUACGCAGGCUUGGAUGUCGUCUGACCAACAAUUACCCAUUCUUACACCUAGCUCAGGGGCGACAUUCGAAAAGACUGGAUCUGGCAGUCGAACGAUGUCUGGUUUUGGCGAUGUAACAGGUGAUAGCCAAGAUGCUUCAGGAUCACCUGAUGGAUUGACAUCAAAUCGACCUACACCAAAUUCGAGCUCAGGAUCUGACCAACGGAACCAUCUGGCCCCUGGACAGCUGAACGGAUCCGGACGCAACUCUUUCAACGCGAGCCCAAUGUCGCCGAAUCAGACUUUGAUGAACCCGAGUGUUCUCGAUGGGAGCACACAAGGAUUCUUUUCAGACACAGCUGGAUUUACGAUGCCGACCAACCUUGACCAGAGUGGAGGUUUUUCAAUGCCUGAUGGCUGGGGAGACAUUCAAGGACAAUCAGGGAUACCACAAGUUGGCGAGGGUGUCUUACGGGCCUUGAUGAACAUGGGACCAAUGGACGCCAUGGAUUUGGGAACAUGGGAAACAAAGGAUACCUGAAUUCGGUGAAGAGGGAAAUAUUGCAGGCGAGAUUGUUGGGCAAGCAAAACAUGGCAUCGAGAGCCUAGCCGGGAUCCAACAAUUAUCAUAAAACGAAAGAGAAGGAGGUGAACACACCAAAGAUCAGAAUUGGCACCAGGGGCGUUUAUACGGGACAAACGUAUCGGCAACUUUGUACACUAUGGGUUGGGAGUCUCAUGGAGGACUUACCAUGUAUGUUUUGAGUAAUUCUGAAGGAUACCCGGGUUCUAAUGACAAUGAAACACCACUAUUACGACCAUAAUAGGUGCAGGGAAGGAGAAGAGCUGCGUUAUUGGAUACCGGCGUGCCGAUGUUGUCCAUGCUCUCAAGGCGAUCCUGCUGGGCAUAGUAUUAAUCAAUUCAAGAGCCACGCCCGGUUAGCUCAAUCGGUAGAGCGUGAGACUCUUACGAGU
Molecule: messenger RNA, 3442 nt
Organism: Fusarium oxysporum Fo47
Lineage: Eukaryota; Fungi; Ascomycota; Sordariomycetes; Hypocreales; Nectriaceae
Product: transcription factor domain-containing protein
Exons: 6
Coding region: 435-3008 (857 amino acids)
Biological process (GO): DNA-templated transcription; regulation of DNA-templated transcription
Cellular component (GO): nucleus
Molecular function (GO): DNA binding; DNA-binding transcription factor activity, RNA polymerase II-specific; zinc ion binding
Source: RefSeq, a predicted model, not a curated record